CGAAACCGGUCGGUGGAAGCGGUCUCCUUUGAAGUUGAGUUUCCCAGCUGGAGUUGAAAGUAGCCGCCGAGACUCAUGGGUGACCCUGAAGAAGCAGGCGUCUUUUGGGAGUCCUGGACUUGGACGCCGCAGGGAGAAGAAAAGAAAAAAGACCCAAAAAAGGAGCGGAAACGCCUGAAACGCAAAAACAGCGCGACCAAGAAAACGGAGCAAGACAUCGAGAGGAAAAAGAAAAAGUCACCGAAGGAAAAGAAAGAAAAUAAAAAAGGAAAGAAGCAAAAGCGGUCGCCUUCGGAACUGGACGACGGUUUGAUCCUCGCGCCCGCUGUGCGGCCUCCUCGCACGCUGGAUCCACGCAGCACCGAGAAGCUCCAACGAGGCCGCGACCGCAAGAGGAAAAGCAGCGGAAAACCGAAAGUGGCGUUCAACUUACCGCCGAGCGUCGUCUCAGCCGGACCAGCCGGUUUGCCGUCUUCUCGUCAGCGGUCUCCCAGGGAGAAGGUCCUCUCGGAGCCCGAGGCCGUCGCGGGGGUCCGACCCGGCCGACGGCCCCCCGGCGCAUCCCAGAGCCCCGGCGAGGACGUCAACAGUCAGGACCUGUUCAUCACCCAGAAGGCAUUCAGGGCUUCGCCCUCACAGCCUUCCAGCGGCGACGACAGCGACAGAGCCGUGUUCCCCCCCCGGCGCGGGCUGCACCCCUCCGAGGCGCAAAACCCCCGCCUGCAUGUGCAGAAGACGGUGCAGGUGCAGGUGCGUCUCACGGACGGAGAAGAGGACGAAGAAGCAGAAGAAGAAGAAGAGCGCAUGAGCCAAACGCACCCGGAUCCGGAGGAGGGGAAAUGGUUCAAAGCGGACGUCGCCCGAGAGAAGAGGGUCCCGCUGGGGCCCUUUCAGUUGAGCCCCUCCCUGGAUGCCGCGCGGUCGGGAAGACCUCCGUGUGCCUCGCGCGAGCCGCCUCUUUCAGGGGCGCCGCGCCGUCUCCACACCUCCACCCAGACAGAAAACUUCUUCUCCACCGAGCUGUGCUGCUACCUCGCCUUCUGCCGGAGGAGCGGAGGGGCCGGAGCCGCGGAGGACCCGCGGCCCCUGGACCUGAGCGUGCGGCGCGGGGCCAGAAAGGACCCCGGGGACGGCUCGCCGGGGAAGACGCUGUCUUCAGCGGCAGAGCGCAAAGAGGCCGACCUGCGUCCACGCCGCUCCUCAGACGCGGCAGAUGGAGCGCCGACGGAGGAGCCCUCCGGCCGCCCGCCGCCCUGCGCCCGGCCGGAGAGGAAGGCCACGCCGAGCCCCCCGUCGGAGUCGGAUCCCAGGACGGCGGACACGUCGGCAUCCAGCGAGGACGAGCCGCCCUGUCGCGGCGGGAGGCUGAACCUGACCCAGGUCAGGGCCGUCCAGAUGAGACUCAACGAGUCCUUCUUUUUCAAGACAAAGGGAGAGCGACAGUCCCCCAGGCCACAGUCUCCACUGAUGAAGCUGGCUCAGGGCCGACAGGUGAAAAGCAGGAAGGCGCAACGCUAAAACCCCUCCCCACCCCCACCACGUGACCGACCUGCGCUCAGUGGCGUCUGCGGCGUGUUGAAGAGCAGCCGUGCACCACGGAACACGUGUAGAAAAACACAAACCUGAACCUGACAGGAAAUCCUUCCGAUUCACGGGGGCUUUAAAGUGUUUCCCCCCCCCCCCCAAUGUUGUCAUUCUGCAGUUAAGACUUCUGUCACGUUGACGUGGGAUUUGAGCAGAGAUUCGUGCCUCGGGAGCGUUUCAGGAAGUUGUCAUUGCCGUUCAUUGAACGAGCCUUUGUACGGUUACUCACCCACCGUGCCGCCUUUAGCAAACGCCGUUUGGCUUUCAAUGAAGCACAGUCGAGUUUCAGGUUGUAUAGAACCGUCUUUAUUAAUUUCAGUGUACAUAAGUCAGACACAGUGUGCCAAUAAAAUAUUAAAUGUGUCAUUUA
Molecule: messenger RNA, 1954 nt
Organism: Gasterosteus aculeatus aculeatus (three-spined stickleback)
Lineage: Eukaryota; Metazoa; Chordata; Actinopteri; Perciformes; Gasterosteidae
Source: RefSeq, a predicted model, not a curated record